CGCAGUCUGACUGGCUGGCCCGGCUGGGAGCGGCGCGGCUCGGGUCCCGCCCGGCAAGUGGCCCCGUUCCAGCCGUCUCGGGUUAGACCAUGGCCCACCCAGCCCGGGGGCCGUCACCCCGGCGGGCUCGGUGAAAGACGCCGGCUCCCCCCGGACCCCGCCCCCCGCCCCCGGGCUCCGACCUCGGGCGCUCCGGGCCGCUCCCCUCGCUGGGAAACUGCCGGGCCGCCGCUGGGAGAAGCAGGCCCGAACCUCGUAGGGCCUCGGGCCCGGGGACCCGAGGAGGAUGAGCUGGCUCUUCCCCCUGACCAAGAGCGCCUCCUCCUCCGCGGCCGCGGGGUCCCCCGGCGGCGGCCUCACCAGCCUCCAGCAGCAGAAGCAGCGCCUGAUCGAGUCCCUCCGGAACUCCCACUCCAGUAUAGCUGAAAUACAGAAAGAUGUGGAAUACAGAUUGCCCUUCACUGUAAACAACCUGACAAUUAACAUUAAUAUAUUACUUCCUCCACAGUUCCCUCAGGAAAAACCAGUGAUCAGUGUUUAUCCACCAAUCCGACAUCACUUAAUGGAUAAACAAGGAAUAUAUGUUACCUCUCCAUUAGUAAGCAAUUUUACAAUGCACUCAGAUCUUGGAAAGAUUAUCCAGAGUCUGUUGGAUGAGUUCUGGAAGAAUCCUCCAGUUUUAGCUCCCACCUCAACAGCAUUUCCAUACCUGUACAGUAACCCAGGUGGGAUGCCUCCUUAUGCUCCUCAGGGUUUUCCAUUUCUUCCUCCAUAUCCUCCUCAAGAAGCUAACAGGAACAUCACUUCUUUGUCUGUUGCUGACACUGUUUCUUCUUCAACAACAAGUUAUACGACAGCCAAGCCUGCUGCUCCUGCAUUUGGUAUCCUUUCAAGUCUGCCAUUGCCUGUUCCCACGAUGGAAACUUCAACGCCGAUAAACCAAAAUGGUUUUGGUUACAAGAUGCCAGAUGUCCCUGAUGCAUUUCCAGAACUCUCAGAACUAAGUGUGUCACAACUCACAGAUAUGAAUGAACAAGAAGAAGUAUUACUAGAACAGUUUCUGAGUUUGCCUCAACUAAAACAAAUUAUUAAUGACAAAGAAGACUUAGUAAAAAGUAUUGAGGAAUUAGCAAGAAAAAAUCUCCUCUUGGAGCCCAGUUUGGAAGCCAAAAGACAAACUGUUUUAGAUAAGUAUGAGUUACUUACACAAAUGAAAUCUACUUUUGAGAAGAAGAUGCAGAGACAACAUGAACUGAGUGAGAGUUGUAGUGCAAGUGCCCUACAGGCAAGAUUGAAAGUAGCUGCACAUGAGGCUGAGGAAGAAUCGGAUAAUAUUGCUGAAGAUUUCUUGGAGGGAAAAACUGAAAUAGAUGAUUUUCUCAGUAGCUUCAUGGAAAAAAGAACAAUUUGCCACUGUAGAAGAGCCAAGGAAGAGAAACUUCAACAGGUGAUAGCAAUGCACAGCCAAUUUCACACUCCGUUAUAGAUUUUCCUGAAAACAUGAACUGCCAAGAGAAAUGGGACAUAAAACUAAGUACAUUGUUUUAGAUUUAAGUUUGCAAGUUGGCAUUUCAUUACAAUGGCUGGAUUCGGAUGUACUCUACACCUUGUUUAAAGAACUGAGACUGAUUUUAUAUAGAUUAGAAUGAUUGUUAUGAUCUCUGCUUUGAAAAUUUCUCUGCAGUAUUUGCACUAAAAAUGUUUAUUUAUCAUUGAUAAAUCCUGUUCUAUUUAAAUUUCACUGCUAUACUUAUGAUUAAAUACCUUAUGCAUGUAAUUUUAGUUUUAAUAUUUUAUAAAACUACUCAAAUUUGUAGUUUUAAUUUGAAACUGCCUCAUUUCUUUAUCAAGAAUGAUAUCUAUUUAGAUUAUUUUCCUCUCAGUUUUUAAAAAACUUUCAGCUGUGUAAAAAUACCCACACCCUCCCUUUUUCCUUCUUUCAAAGGCAAU
Molecule: messenger RNA, 1950 nt
Organism: Perognathus longimembris pacificus (Pacific pocket mouse)
Lineage: Eukaryota; Metazoa; Chordata; Mammalia; Rodentia; Heteromyidae
Gene: Vps37a
Product: VPS37A subunit of ESCRT-I
Exons: 12
Coding region: 287-1486 (399 amino acids)
Biological process (GO): protein targeting to membrane; ubiquitin-dependent protein catabolic process via the multivesicular body sorting pathway; protein targeting to vacuole
Cellular component (GO): ESCRT I complex
Source: RefSeq, a predicted model, not a curated record